Messenger RNA from Telopea speciosissima, 824 nucleotides. RefSeq names its product thaumatin-like protein 1. Lineage: Eukaryota; Viridiplantae; Streptophyta; Magnoliopsida; Proteales; Proteaceae. Bases 2 to 718 code for a protein of 238 amino acids. Gene Ontology annotation, cellular component: extracellular region. The record is from RefSeq and is a predicted model, not a curated record. The transcript is spliced from 2 exons. Gene Ontology annotation, biological process: defense response.
AAUGGAUAUCAAAGGCAGAUUACUCCUCCUCCUCCCUCUCUUUAUAUCAGGUGCUCUCUCAGCUAACUUUACUUUCACAAACAAGUGCCCCUACACAGUCUGGCCAGCUACAUUGGCAGGUGGAGGAAAAUCUCAGCUGUCAUUAACCGGGUUCGAGCUAACCACCAGUUCUUCAUCAUCACUAUCUGUCCCAGCUGGAUGGUCCGGCAGAUUCUGGGCUAGAACAUUUUGCUCCACCGCCGGAAAUUUCCGCUGUAACACCGGAGACUGCAGCUCCGGUCAAGUAACAUGCAAUGGAGCCGGUGGUGCCAUACCAUCCACUUUAGUGGAAUUCACAGUAGGUGGUAAUGGUGGCCUAGAUUUCUAUGAUGUGAGCCUUGUUGAUGGUUUUAACAUCCCUGUGUCGGUAACACCACAGGGUGACAGUAGCUGUAACUCAACAAGCUGUGUUGCUAACAUCAACUCAAUAUGCCCACAUGAAUUGAGUGUUGUGGACCCUAAUGGAGCUAUAAUUGGUUGUAAGAGUGCCUGUAACACAUUUGGUGAUCCCAAGUAUUGCUGCACAGGUGAUUAUGGUAGUCCCGUGACUUGUCCACCAACGAAUUAUUCCAUGAUCUUCAAGAACAAGUGUCCUCUAGCUUAUAGUUAUGCUUAUGAUGAUAAGACGAGCCUGUUUACGUGCAUGGGUGCGAAUUACCUUAUCAUCUUUUGUCCUUGAGAAUGGAAUCCAUAAAGAAACUUGAUCUGAGAUGGGCUUGUUAGAUCAGAAGGAAUUUAUUAUAUGAAUGUUCUUCAGAUCAGAUUAUGUCUUAUUAAGAGAUGAA